AAGCUGACGUAGAGCCGCAUGAGUUUCGUACAAUAACGUGAGAGUGCCGGAGUUUAAUAAACUAAAAGCAAUCAAUUGCAAUAAUUUGUACAAUUACAUUGCAGAAAUGUACCUCUUUAGUAUAUCGCUAAGUUUGAUACUACUAAACGCAUUUCUUCUUACGCUGGGAGAUGUGCCUCUUCAAAACAAUGGGACUGCUGCUGAGCGAAAAGAUCCCGAUACUGGCGCUGGUAGUAUUAAUCUUGGUGCAGGUAAUUGGAGUAGCAAUUUUGGAAAUAAUGGCAACGGCCAGACCUCAAAUGGUGGAUCUAACGGCAAUGGGCUAGUCAUACAAGCUGGAGUUUCUGGAAGGAGUGGUGGUAUUUCCAUUUUUUCUAGACCUUUGAUUUUAAUUGGUAGACCUGAUAGCAACGGAUACAAUACAAAUCAUAAAUCUAAACAACAGCUUACCAGAGUCGAAGCCUCAGACGGUAGUCAGGAUGAUGAUACAAAGAGUACUGUUGUCUUUGUUGGAGCUAAUUGGACGGAUAACUUUAAUCACAAUGGCGAAGAGCAACUUUCAGUGGGUGGAGUUAAUGGCAACGGCUUAAUCAUAAAUACUGGAACUACUAUAAUACAGGAUCGAAAAGAUCAACACAUAGGCAAACUCAAUUUACGGACCGAUGUUGGUGCUGGUAGUAUUAAUCUUGGUGCAGGAAAUUGGAGUAACAAUUUUGGAAAUAAUGGCAACGGCCAGACCUCAAAUGGUGGAUCUAACGGCAAUGGGAUGGUCUUCAUUGGGGGCGUUAAUAAUUCACCCGGUACCACUGUUAAGCCCUCAAAUAGAGAAGCAGAUAAAAAAAAUGAGGAAGGGGAUGGCGCCAGCCAGGCAUCAAAUAGUGGACAAAAUUUACGGAGCGAUCGUGGUGAUGGUAGUAUUAACCUUGAUGGAACUAAUUGGUCAAACAAUUUUGGAAAUAAUGGCAACGGCCAGACCUCAAAUGGCGGAUCUAACGGUAACGGUGCGGUCAUAACUGCAGGAGUAACCACAGGCCAGCGAACCUCCAGAGCUAGCCAGGCAUCAAAUAGUGGACAAAAUUUACGGAGCGAUCGUGGUGAUGGUAGUAUUAACCUUGAUGGAACUAAUUGGUCAAACAAUUUUGGAAAUAAUGGCAACGGUCAGACCUCAAAUGGCGGAUCUAACGGUAACGGUGCGGUCAUAACUGCAGGAGUAACCACAGGCCAGCGAACCUCCAGAGCUAGAACUUCCGGUAGACAAAGGAGCAGUUCUAGUUUUAAGAAUAAUGGCGACGCGCAACCUUCAGCGGGUGGAGUUAAUGGCAACGAUCUCAUCAUAAAUACUGGAACUACUAUAAUACAGAAUCGAAAAGAUCUACACAUACGUAAUUCCAUUUUACGGACCGAUGCUGGCACUGGUAGUAUUAAUCUUGGUGCAGGUAAUUGGACCGGCAAUUUUGGAAAUAAUGGCAACGGCCAGACCUCAAAUGGUGGAACUAACGGUAAUGGGCUAGUCGUAACUGCAGGCGUUAAUAAGUUACACGGUACCACUGUUAAGCCUUCAAAUAGUGAAGCAGAUAAAAAAAAUGACACCGAAAAUAGUGGAUCCAAAGCCCAGCCCUCUAAAGAGGAAGCGGAUGGCGCCAGCCAGGCAUCAAAUGGUGGACAAAAUUUACGGAGUGAUCGUGGUGAUGGUAGUAUUAACCUUGAUGCAACUAAUUGGUUAAACAAUUUUGGAAAUAAUGGCAACGGUCAGACCUCAAAUGGCGGAUCUAACGGCAACGGUGCGGUCAUAACUGGAGGAGUAACUGAACAUAAGGCCACCACAGCCAAGCGAUCCUCAAGAGCUAGAAUUUCUGGCAGACAAACGAGCAAUUCUAAGACCUCAACUGGUGGAGCAAAUAGAAAAGAUUCGACCUCAAAUUAUGGAUAUAAUGAGAAUGGUAACAAUAACGGUCUUAGCAUAAGUACUAUUAUUAGAGCUAUUCUGAAUGGUAUACACAAUGACAAUGGGCAGACCCCAACUGGUGGACAAAGGGAAAAUGAUCACCUCUCAAAUCGUGGAAAUGGAACCAUUUUUGUUAUAGUAGUCAAUGAUCAGCAUGACAAUGAUCGGCUUGAAAGUGGUUCUGAACGUAAUGAAGGUGAUGAGAGAAGCCUUGUAGAUAAUUCGAAUAAUUGUGGAGGUCCUUUUUCUGGCUGUGGAUGUAAUGGAGGAUGUGGAUCUGGAUGUAUAGGAGGUGGUUCCGGAGGUGGUUCUGGAUGUAUAGGAGGUGGUUCAGGAGGUAAUGGAGGUGGCUCUGGAUGUAUAGGAGGUGUUUUCGGAGGUGGUUCUGGAUGUAAUGGAGGUGGUUUAGGAGGUAAUGGAUGUAAUGGAGUUGGCUCUGGAUGUAUAGGAGGUGUUUCCGGAGGUGGUUCCGGCGGUGGUUCUGGAUGUAAUGGAGGUAGUUCAGGAGGUAAUGGAUGUAAUGGAGUUGGCUCUGGAUGUAUAGGAGGUGUUUCCGGAGGUGGUUCCAGCGGUGGUUCUGGAUGUAUUCCUAUUCCUAUAUAUAAGGAGGUGGCUCAGGAUGUAUAGGACGUGAUACCGGAGGUGGUGCUGGAUGUAUAGGAGGUGGUUACGGAGGUAGUGCUGGAUGUAUAGGAGGUGGUUCCGGAGGUGGUUCUGGAUGUAUAGGAGGUGGUUCCGGAGGUGGUUCUGGAUGUGUAUGAGGUGAUUCUGGAUGUAUAGGUGGUAGUUCAGGAGGGGGUUCUGGAUGAAAUAGAUGUAUUGGAGGUGGUUCUGGAUGUAAUGGAUGUGGUUCAGGGUGUGGCUCUGGAAUUAUUGGAGGUGGUAGUGGAGUAGGUAUUGGAGGUAGUAUUAGUGGUAUUAUACAUGGUUCUGGAAAUAUUGGAGAUGGAGUAGGUAUUGGAGGUUUUUUACCAGGUAGGUCUAGAAGUCCUACUUCAUCUAGAAAUAUUUCAUCAGCUGAUUCAAGUAAUACUACUAGCGAUGUUAGUGGUGAUAUAAAAGAUUCAUCUAGUGGUUUUACUAGUGGUCCCCCAACUCCAGAAUAAAUUUAUAGAGGAACCACAGGUAGUGAUGGAGGCGUUAUUGGAUUGAAUGCGUCAUCUUUAGAUAUCAUUAAAAAUAUUACUGCUAGUGGUUUUUCUGAUGCUAUGUCCCGUAGUAUUAGUAGUGGUAUAACUAGUAGUGUAUCUGGUGGAAAUUUCGAUACUACAUCUGAAGAAAUCUCAAGUAGUUUAUAUAGAGAAUGGUCUAGUAGAGCAAGUUUUUAUAAUUUUGCAAGAAGUGGCAUUACUGAAGAAAAUAGAGCUCCGAAUUCGAUAUUGACUCAAAACUGUCCUGAAAAAACUUGGGCCCAACGCUGCAAUGGAUUUACUAGACCUUAUCUAAAAAAUAUACAGCCACAUAGAAAUCUGAUAGUUAAAGUCAACAACUACUUACGUGACAAAGUAGCAAGGCCCUAAUUCUAUACGAAAAUGAAAGGGAUGGCUUUAAUGAAAUGGAGUUCUGAACUGGCCAACACAGCUAAAAUUAAUGUUAUGCAGUGUAUGCUAAGUCAUAACAGCUGUAACAGAAAUGACUAUAGGAUAACUGGACAAAAUGUGGCAAUUACCACCUACUUGGACGCAGAUGUGCAACAAUCGGAUGCUCAGCUGGUGAAUGGAACACUUCAGAAUUGAUGGAAUGAAUUACAGAUUUACCAACGGCAAUCUAAUGCUGAUAGGCAGUAUGAUCCGCCAGUUGCUAUAAAAUAAAGUGAUCGUAAUAUAAACAUCUCUUUCGCCGUCGAGAUUUAACUGCUAUGUUGAAGUAGAAGAGCGAUGCCGUAGGCUGUGAUGCUGCCAGAUAUUCUGCAGAUCGAGAUAAUAAAUUCCUAAUGACCUCCGUCUAUGCCACAGCCUCACCCCCAGAUCUGUUUUACAAAAUAAGUCGAUCGAGCCACGGCUGCAUAACUGGUUACAAUCCCCAAUUUCCACACUUGUGCAGUGAAUCUGAAAAAUAUUACUUUUAGGCAAAGAAACAACAGUAAAUAUCAUCUCCGGAAGAUUUUCAAUAAAGAUAUUGAGUAUGUUAA
Molecule: messenger RNA, 4076 nt
Organism: Drosophila mojavensis
Lineage: Eukaryota; Metazoa; Arthropoda; Insecta; Diptera; Drosophilidae
Exons: 4
Coding region: 107-2572 (821 amino acids)
Source: RefSeq, a predicted model, not a curated record